GUGGAGAGGGUCAAAUUAGAGCUAGUCAUUUAUUGGUCAAACAUGACAAGAGCAGGCGUCCUAGUUCUUGGAAAGAGCCGUCCAUAACUAGAACCAAAGAUGAGGCAUUUGCUUUAAUUAAAUCCUAUCAUUCACGUAUUACUUCCGGAGAGAUUACUCUUGGUGAACUUGCUAACACUGAAUCUGAUUGUUCAAGUGCCAAACGUAAUGGUGAUUUGGGAUAUUUCGGUAAAGGUCAAAUGCAACCCUCAUUUGAGGAGGCUGCUUUUAAACUUAGAGUUGAUGAAUUGAGCGAACCAGUUUGGAGUGAUAGCGGCGUUCAUUUGAUCCUUAGAACAGAAUAA
Funneliformis caledonium is the source of this 344-nucleotide messenger RNA. NCBI's taxonomy places the organism in Eukaryota, Fungi, Glomeromycota, Glomeromycetes, Glomerales, Glomeraceae. The record is from the annotation of a GenBank genome assembly.